Molecule: messenger RNA, 3010 nt
Organism: Eurytemora carolleeae
Lineage: Eukaryota; Metazoa; Arthropoda; Copepoda; Calanoida; Temoridae
Exons: 4
Coding region: 6-2786 (926 amino acids)
Source: RefSeq, a predicted model, not a curated record
CAGUUAUGUUCUACAUAAUGAACAAAUAUAUUUAUAUAUUUAUUCUUAUACGAACCUUAGUUACUCAUCAGGAAACCAUGGUAAUCAAGAAUAAUUCAUUGGAUAUUGAAAAUAGUAAUUGGACUUUUAUGGAGAAAUCUUUUCAUUCAUUGCAGCCAUUGAUCAAAACAGAAAACAUCUCAAAUAUUGAAGAUCCAGAAAUGCAAACCUUUGAAAUAAAGGAUCCAAGCAUGCCAAGUGUUGAAUUGCAAAUUCCGGACAUGCCAGUUGUUGAAUUGCAGAAUGCAAGCAUGCCAAUUGUUGAAUUGCAAUAUAAUGAGCUGGAACAGAAGAACAACGCAACAAAGUUACCACCCACCCAUCCACUCAAAUAUCAGCCAAUUUCUCUCAUCAAAUAUAUGAAGUCGUCCCAGAACCAACUACCAGAACCCAGCGGGAAUUCAGUCCCUGUACCCAGAAAAAUAUAUUACCCAGAAACCAAAAAUAAUAAUUACCCAUCAGAGCAAAUGACGACAACAUGCUCAUCUGUCACUUCAUCUCCUACUUUGUCUUAUCCUACGUCUACUCUAUCAACUACUGUUUCUUUUUCCCUCUCCACUUCUCCUUGUACUUCAACCACUCUGUUCACUUCUACAAUCACAACAAAUUCUACUCAACCAUCCACUACGUCAUGUACUUCUACUACCACUUGUUCUUCUACAACAAUCUCAACUACAUCUCCUUCACCUUACCAAUCUACUACGGCUUGCAUCUCUACUUCCACUUGGUCUUCUUCAAUACCUUCGACUACUCUUUCUCCACCCCUUCCUUCUACUACACCAUGCACUUCUACUACUAAAUGUUCUUCUUCAACACCAUCAAACACAUCUCCUGCACCUUUUCCUUCCACUACUCCUCCUACUUCUACUUCCACUGGUUCUUCUUCAAUUACUCCAAUUUCCAUUUUUUCAUCUCCUCCUUCCACUUCUCCUUGUACAACUUGUUCUUCUUUAACAAGUAUUCUAUUAACUUCUAUUUCUUUAACUCCUCAAUCAACUACUCCCUGCCCUACCACCACAACUUGGUCUUCUUCCACUCUUCCAACUACUAUUUCUUCCCCUUCUCCAUCCACUACUCCUUGCACUACCACCACAACUUGGUCUUCUUCCACUCUUCCAACUACUAUUUCUUCCCCUCCUCCAUCCACUACUCCUUGCACUACCACCACGACUUGGUCUUCUUUCACUCUUUCAAGUACUAUUUCUUCCCCUCCUCCAUCCACUACUCCAUGCACUUCAACUCCAACAUGUUGUUCUUCCACUCUUUCAAGUACUAUUUCUUCCCCUCCUCCAUCCACUACUCCAUGCACUUCAACUCCAACAUGUUGUUCUUCCAAUCUUCCAACUACUAUUUCUUCCCCUCCUCCAUCCACAACUCCAUGCACUACUACUACAGCAUGUUCUUCUCUAAAUCUUCCAACUACUAUUUCUUCCCCUCCUCCAUCCACUACUCCUUGCACUUCAACUACAACAUGUCCUCCUUCACUCCCUUCAACGACUUCAACUAUUAUACUUCCACGUCCGCUAUUAACUACUCAUUGCACUUCAACUACAUUUUCCACGUCACCCCCUUCAACGACUUCAACUGCUUUUUCUUCAAAACUACCGUCAACUCCUCCAUCCCCUCCUACGUCUACCUUUUCAGCCUCUCCUCAUUCUAGUUCCUCCACUCUUUCAUCAACUUCCUCAUUCAGCCCUUUACCAUUUUCUUCGUUUAAUUAUCCAGGAAUUCCUUCUACUAUUUCUUCAUAUUCUUCUUCUUCAACUUCUCCUCCAUAUUUAUUUUCAUCAUUAAUUCAUGUUACUAGUUCUCCUGUAUCUAAUGAAUAUAUUACUAGUUCUCCUGUAUCUACAGGAUAUGUUACUAGUUCUCCUGUAUCUAAUGGAUACAUUACUAGUGCUCCUGUAUCUAAUGGAUAUAUUACUAGUCCUCCUAUAUCUACAGGAUAUGUUAGAUAUGUUACUAGUUCUCCUGUAUCUACAGGAUAUGUUACUAGUUCUCCUGUUUCUACAGGAUAUGUUACUAGUUCAACAGGAUAUUUUACUAGUUCUCCUGUAUCUAUAGGAUAUGUCACUAGUUCUCAUAGUUCUGCAGAAUAUGUUACUAGUUCUCCUGUAUCUACAGGAUAUGUUACUAGUUCUCCUGUAUCUAAUGGAUACAUUACUAGUUCUCCUGUAUCUACAGGAUAUGUUACUAGUUCUCCUGUAUCUAAUGGAUUUAUUACUAGUUCUCCUGUAUCUACAGUAUAUGUUACUGGUUCUCCUGUAUCUAUAGGUUAUGUUUCUAGUUCUUUUGUAUCUACAGGAUAUGUUACUAGUUCUCCUGUAUCUAAUGGAUAUAUUACUAGUUCUCCUGUAUCUACAGGAUAUGUUACUAGUUCUCCUGUAUCUACAGGAUAUGUUACUAGUUCUCCUGUAUCUAAUGGAUAUAUUACUAGUCCUCCUAUAUCUACAGGAUAUGUUUCUAGUUCUCCUGUAUCUACAGGAUAUGUUACUAGUUCUCCUGUAUCUACAGGAUAUGUUACUAGUUCUCUUGUAUCUAUAGGAUAUGUUACUAGUUCUCCUAUAUCUACAGGAUAUGUUACUAGUUCUCCUGUAUCUAAUGGAUAUAUUACUAGUUCUCCUGUAUCUAUAGGAUAUAUUACUAGUUCUCCUGUAUCUACAGGCCAUAUUACUAGUUCUCCUGUAUCUACUGGAUAUAUUACUAGUUCUCCUGUAUCUACAGGAUAUGUUAACCAGUUCUCCUAGUUGUACAGGAUAUGUUACUUGUUCUUUAAUGCAAGAAUCUCCCGAAUCGGCCCUAAUGGGAUGCCAAAUUUUUUGAGAAACCAAAAGAAAAGAGUAUUUAAUUUUGUAAACUUGUACAAUUAAAGUUCGAUAUAUUUAAACAGCUUAAUAAAGAAUAUUACCUGCAAUUAAUUUGCGCCGUGUUGUGUAUCUGAAAUAUUUCAUUAAUAAAGAUGAAAAAUCUA